CGGUGUCACCUGUGUGGUUACAGGGAGCCGUAAACAAGGUGUGCAAACUUCUGGAGAGCUGUCGGGAUGCUGCAGAGCGGGGCGGCUGGAGGCCGUGGCUGUGCUCUGUGCCCACUGCUGGGCGUCCUAUUCUUCCAGGGUGUUUACAUCGUCCUUUCCCUGGAGAUUAAAGCAGAUGCCCAUGUCUGGGGUUAUGUUGGAGAAAAUAUCAAGUUGAAAUGCACCUUCAAGUCAACCUCAUCUAUCACUGACAAACUCACCAUAGAUUGGACAUAUCGACCUCCAAGCAGCAGUCGCACAGAAUCAAUUUUUCAUUAUCAGUCUUUCCAGUACCCAACCACAGUGGGCACGUUUCGGGAUCGAAUUUCCUGGGUUGGAGAUGUAUACAAAGGGGAUGCGUCCAUAAGCAUAAUCAACCCUACCAUAAAGGACAAUGGGACAUUCAGCUGUGCUGUGAAGAAUCCCCCGGAUGUGUACCAUAAUAUUCCAGGGACAGAGCUAACAGUCACAGAAUGGGGUUUUGGCACGAUGCUCUCCUCCGUGGCCCUUCUUUCCAUUCUUGUCUUCAUUCCCUCAGCUGUGGUGGGUGUGCUGCUGCUGGUGAGAAUGGGGAGGAAGUCUGCGGGCCUGAAGAAGAGGAGCAAGCCUGGCUCUAAGAAGUCAUCUAUUGAGGUUUCAGCUGACACUGACCAGGAGAAGGAUGACCGCAUGGCAAAGCUUUGUGUCUGUUGUGCCGAGUGCCUGGAUUCGGACUAUGAAGAGACAUAUUGAUGAAAGUCUGCAUGAUAGAAGAAGAGUCACCUAAUAACAGAAAAUAUCCCAUUCCACUGGCAGCUAAAGCCUCCCAGAGAAGUGGAGCUGGCUUGGACAGUAGUGAUGGAGAAUUCUGGAAGCCAUCAGUGAAGACUUUAGGAGCCAUUUAUUUAUUGAAGAAAUGUUCUUUGUGUAUUUAUAAACUUCAAAAACUCUCAGAGGAAACUCAUAACUACCCCUUUUAAUAACUUAUACUCUAAUUGAAUGAAGGAAUUCUUUUCCUAAAUAGAAAGAUACUUUUUGUUUUGCCUUUGGUCUUGAAUGUAUUACAUGUUUUCUUCCAAUUUUUUGAGGGAGAAUCCUAGAUGUUGGCCACACUGCUGAUGCCAAAAUAUGUACAUAUAUUUAAUGAAAUGGAGCUUGGAGCUUCCUGAUGUGCUCCCAGGCAAAAUGUUUGUCUGGGAUAGCUAUUCUUUGUUUUUUGCUCCAUGAACAUUUUCAGCUGUGAGUUAGCAUACAGCAUAUACUCAUUGGUUUAAUUAUCUCAUCAUCAAUUGUGUUUGGGAGGCUUGGAGUGAAUAACCCCAGUUUUUUUUUUAGAGUUGGUAGGCUCGGGAGUCAGUGGUUUACUUUGACUGGGUUUUUAAAGUGUUAAAGUGCCUUCAGUUUACAAUUAAGGAAAGAAAUGAUGAGAUAGAGGGAUUUCUUUCUUUUGUCUUACUAGGUGCAAUUUGUUAUUUUACUUUCUUACAGCUGACUGAUUUAUGAUUUCCUUCUUGACUUUUCAGAUCAGAGGCAAGAAAAACUCUUCAAAAGGUUUUUAGUGGGGCUAAGUAGACUAUUUUACCAGUAAUUUGCAAUGAAAUCAUCUUUUAACCUAUGCUGUUCUUCAAAAGUUGUUUGAUUUCUAAAAUGCGGAAAAUAUGAGCAAACUAAUGUAUUUACAAACUGUUUUUGCAUAAUAUUUGAGGUAAGGAAGUGAGGGUGUGAAUAACCUAUACUUCCUCCUUCUGUUCUCUUGGUACCUUCUAUUAGCUUCCUCCAUUCUACUGCAGCAACAUAUUUCAAAUUUUAAUUUACAUGGGAUUUUCUAUAAGCCAUUAAGAAAUAUGUAUGAGCAACAACUACUGAGCCUGUGCACCACAACUACGGAGCCCGUGCGCCUAGAUCCGGUGCUCCACAACAAGAGAAGCCACCGCAUUGAGAAGCCCGCGCACUGCAAUGAAAAGUGGCCCCUGCUCGCCGGAACUAGAGAAAGCCCGCACGCAGCAAUGAAGACCCGAUGCAGCCAAAAAAAAAAAAAAAAAAAAAAAAAAUGUAUGACAUAUCAGGAGGAAGGGUUGACUGUGCAGUCCUCUGUAAUAGAGGGAUAGAGUUCACUUCUUAAUUACGAGAGACAAAAAUUAUCCUCUCUUCCCAUCUUUGAUUUUUUAACAGAUUAGCCCGUUUCCAUGAUAUUUUGCUUGGUGGCUCAGGAGGUUUCCAUAUUAUAGCAUAACACACUGUAUGCUGUACAAAAAUCACUUUUAUAUUUUUUUUGCUAAGAUCUAUUUUUAAAAAUUUGGGUUAUUAGUUCUCAUAGAUUUG
Messenger RNA from Balaenoptera acutorostrata (minke whale), 2340 nucleotides. It is a transcript of the gene MPZL3, whose product is annotated as myelin protein zero like 3. Gene Ontology annotation, cellular component: membrane. Lineage: Eukaryota; Metazoa; Chordata; Mammalia; Artiodactyla; Balaenopteridae. The record is from RefSeq and is a predicted model, not a curated record. The transcript has 6 exons. The coding region runs from base 67 to 771 and encodes 234 amino acids.